CACAGUAAAGAACCCGGUUGUUUGUAUCCGAACUUGACCUCCUAACCUCGUGAACCACCUGUAUAUAAUCCGUGUCUUCCCUCUGCUUCUCAUCACGAUCAUCCGUCUCUCGGAAAGACGCCAGGAGAAUUUGCUGAUUUCGUCCUUCUGCUUCAAGAUGAAGGCUGCGGUUCUCCUGCUCGUUGUUGCUCUUGUUCUCGCACCCCAGUACGGAGAGGCUGGCUUUUUUAAAAAAAUCGGCCAGGCUCUCAAGAAGGGGGUGGUUGCUGUGAGAGACGGGUUGAAGGCAGCUGCUGGUGCUGUCCGUGACGUCAUCAAGAAUGCCAACAUCCAGGUGACCUACUCGCGGCAAAUUAGGGACGCCAGCGGACAGAACACCACACACGGGCUUCACAAUGGCACGUCAGUUCUUUCAGACAUUAUGAAGAAGAGCGGCAUCACGCCCACAGAUGUGAUCGACUUGACCACCAUCCGAGAGCUUUUCAUUGCUGCCGACGAGAACAAUGACGGAGUCUUGAAGGGAGAAGAUAUUGUCGUCUUUCUCACUCUCGUUGAGGGCAUAGUCAGCUCCGAGAACGAAGUCGAUCCAAAGGGACCAAAGUGAUGUAACCCUGUCAUCGCCACAUCAGUUCCUCCUGCACUACAUUCCGAAUUCCACUCUCAGUCUUCACUCUGGUGCUUGCGAGCUUGUUAGACAUAUACUAGAGCUAUGUGUAUAGCUAUUUAGUCAAAUUAUAGAUACUUAGGGAUGUAAUAACAUUUCAAAAUAAAGCGGUGCUUUGCAAGUUC
Pomacea canaliculata is the source of this 789-nucleotide messenger RNA. RefSeq lists its product as uncharacterized. Gene Ontology annotation, molecular function: calcium ion binding. Bases 158 to 604 code for a protein of 148 amino acids. The record is from RefSeq and is a predicted model, not a curated record. Lineage: Eukaryota; Metazoa; Mollusca; Gastropoda; Architaenioglossa; Ampullariidae. The transcript is spliced from 5 exons.